AUGGACGCCAUCCUGGACCGGGUCGACUUCGACCAGGACCAGCCGCUGCUCCUGCUCCAUGUCAUCCCGCUUGCCUUUCCCGCCCUGCUGACGGCGGCCCCUCCGCACGCCGGGCACCGUGCCCUGCUCAAGCUCCUCGGCCACGCCGACAGCCUGGCGCAUCUUUCCGAGCUGGCGCACAUCGCCCGGGCUGUGGCCCGCCCUGCGCAUGUCGCCGGGUCCGGCGACUCCCCCUUCCCGGGGGUCGACGCCCUCAACGGCUUCCUGGCCAUGUGCAUCUUCGGCCCGGCCGGCAUGGACCUCGUCCUCCACCCGGAGACCCGCGUCAUCGACUGUGACUUCGACCCGGGCCCGGCCUUUGCCGAGUGGGACGACGACUCGGCCGAGGCCCACGCCCACCGCGAGCACCCGGCCACCAGCCACGGGCAUCGGACACGGGAUUGCGAAGACCACGCGAGCCAGGCCGAAAGCCACGGCGAUCUCGGGGGCCCGUGCUCCCGGGAUGCAUGCCCCGCCGUCGGCAUGCGCCAGGGCCAGCACCUUGACGCUGGCGGCGACCUGGCGGGCGGCCACGAAGCUGGCCACAGCGAGGUCCGUGACAGUGACGAGAGCUCCAUCGCCGACCAGCACUCCGACCAGCACUCCGACCAGGACUCCGACGAGGAUGACCCGCUCCCGGCCAUGCCACCGGUGGUGCACUUCUCCAUGGGGAACGCCCAAGGGGACGGCGCCCCGAAGAGGCUGGACCCGAUCCUGCAGGAUCUGCUGGCCACCGGCCGACACACCCUCCCCGCGGGCCUGCCCUUUGACACCAACUACCCGCAGCUCCUGUGGUUCCUGGCCCGGUGGGCCGACAACCGGGACCUGCUGAACAUCUUCCAGGCCUUCCAGGAGGCGGGGUGCUGCUCGACGCCCGUGCACCUUCUGCAGAUGCUGGAAUUCGCCACCAGCCGGGCGGCUGCCCUGCUGACCAUGCUGCUGGAGCCGGCCCUGGCGGUCGUCGGACAGUCGGCCAUCCUCGAUGGCACCGACGCCGACAGCCUGCCCCUGGUGCACGGGCACGUCCUCGUGUCCGGCACCAUCCUGCUCAAGUGGCUGCAGUUCGCCUGCGACGCGCCCCUCGAUCUCCCCCCGCCCCCGGCCGGGGCCGCCCUCGCCGGCAUGGGCACCCUCCUGCCGCGCGUGCUCGCCGUGGCCCUGACGGUCCUGGACGCCUACCAUGAUGUCGGCCCCACCGCCAUCUACCGGCAAAAGAUGAUCGUCAAGCGCCUGCUCUUGAUGACCAGCCACCUGAUCGCCACCGCGGCGGCCUACCUCCGCCGGUGGCCAUGCUCCUCGGGCGACGCCCCCCUCCCCCGCAUGCGGGAUCCCUCGGCCGCGAGCUGGGCCCCCCUGCUGCUGGCGUACUGGACGCACCUGGCCCCGGUGAUGAAUGCCGCGGCCCCGGUCCACCGGCAGGCCCUCUCGCACAUCAUCCACAUCGUGGUGGCCCUCCCUGAGGAUGGCCCCCUCGGCCCGAGCGCGGGCCCCCUCCAGCAGAUGCUCCUCCUGCUGCCGGCCGACGAGACCCCCUCGCCGGGGGUGUCCCCCAUCGGGGCUCUGUUCGGCCCGCCGGCGGAGAACUACCCGACGCUGGUCUUUGACCGCCUGGCGGACGGCCGCCAGCCGGCCCCCACCCGGGACACCCUCCACCGGGAUCUCCUCCGCGCGCAGGCGCUCCCCCGGCAUCCGGCCGCCUCCCGGGCCCGGACGGCUUCGGGCUGA
Molecule: messenger RNA, 1764 nt
Organism: Fonticula alba
Lineage: Eukaryota; Rotosphaerida; Fonticulaceae
Exons: 7
Coding region: 1-1764 (587 amino acids)
Source: RefSeq, a predicted model, not a curated record